CGCGCUGCUCUGUUCCUGUGCUGAGUUCGGAGUGGCGCUAACGUUGGGCGCGGGAGGAUCUCUGAGGCGGUAAGAGAUUUCACUUCAGCCUUUAUGGUUGCUCCAACACAGCGUCCCGGAGCUUCACCUAGAAUAAUCCACUUCUACUGGUGUCCCUGCCUGUGUGGCCUGUAGAAGGAUGCAGACGAUAAAGUGCGUCGUGGUUGGCGACGGAGCAGUGGGGAAAACGUGCCUUCUCAUCUCGUACACCACCAAUGCCUUCCCCGAGGAGUACAUCCCCACCGUGUUCGACAACUACAGCGCCCAAAUGAGCGUUGACGGACGCACGGUGAGCUUGAACCUGUGGGACACGGCAGGCCAGGAGGAGUACGACCGUCUGCGCACACUUUCCUACCCUCAGACCAACGUCUUCAUCAUCUGCUUUUCCAUUGGCAGUCCGUCGUCGUACGCCAACGUCCGGCACAAGUGGUUUCCCGAGGUGUCGCACCACUGUCCCAGCGUGCCCGUACUGCUCGUGGGAACCAAGCGUGAUCUGCGCAACGACUCCGAGACCGUCAAGAAGUUAAAGGAGCAGAAUCUGGCGCCCACCACACAGCAGCAGGGCACGGCACUGGCGAAGCAGAUCAACGCCGUAAAGUAUUUGGAGUGCUCCGCUCUGCUACAAGAAGGCGUCAGGGAAGUUUUUGCCGAGGCUGUGCGUGCAGUUCUCUAUCCCGUCACCAAAAAGAAUUCCAAAAAAUGCGUUCUCUUGUAGUUUGCCCAAGAACACUGAUGGAAAUGGACUUAGAGAGUUUAGAGGACAGAUGAAUGAUCCUGGUGUUGAUAGCCAUUUCUUCUUCCUCACUCAUGUUUUUAAACCACUUUAGGUAUUUUUUUUUUUUUUUUUUUGGCUCCCUGAAAUUUUUUCCUCUACAGUCACCAAAGUAUGCACUCUUUACUAGAACUGAAGAAAUUUCCUUUUAAUUUCAAAACCACUUUCUCUUUUGGUCUCCUUGGAACUGAUACGAUUGUCAAGAUCGCUCGCACUUACCUCAUGGUUAAAAAUGGAAUCACAAGAUACAUGGCAAUAUUUUUUAGUAAUGAAUCAAAGCAAUACAAAAAAGAAGUUACUCGCCCAGUGGUGUAGGAUAAUGGCAUUGUUUACUCAAGCAUUGGGGAGAAGCAGCUGUUUUUCCUUUUUGUUCCUAGCAGGUUAACUCAAAUCCUCUCCUGACAAUGUGAGGAACUGUAGUAAAUAUUUAUACACAUGCAAAGAGCUUAACACCUGAGAAUGAAAAGCUUUCCUGCAAAACCUCUUUCAGAUAUUCCUUGUAUUUAACUAUUACCCAAAAUCUCAUUAUUCCUUUUUUCCUUUGUGUCUGUGAAAUGAGGUGUGAAUGAUGUGCCAUAUUGACAAGUAUAUGCCUUAUACAACCAUUUUUGGAUGGAACAAAAGCCUAUGACGUAAAACAUUGGCUACGUGACAGUACGUAACGAAUGGUGUCGGUGAUCCAGACGUGUCUUGUCUUGUACAAAUGGCUGUACUGUGAUCAGAUCCUAUUAUGCCUAAAGCUUAGACUUCCUUGUUGUCUUCCCUUACACAUAAGCAGUUUAGAUCUCCCAAAGUGCCUGACUCGUUUUUGGACUUGAUCGUGCCUUUUCUCGAAUUGAGUCGAGGAGAACCGACUCGAAAAAGUCAAUUGAUUCAGGAACUGACUCUUUGAGUCCCUUGAACAAGCGAGCACACAUAUCAGGGCUAUCUACAGAGAGACAGAACGAAGCCAUAAAAGUAAAUGGAGCAUUUGUCCUUUGUACUCGAAGGUUUAGUGCCAGGCGUUUGUGUGUAUGUGUGUGUGUGGGGCUGCUUUAUUCUUAAGUCUCAGUGAUUCAUUCUUAAUCACAAGAUUUCACAGCUUUUCACAGUGAGUCAGUGCUUAGCCCUGGCAGGUAUUGAUGUGAGCAUGUGUUUCUUUCCACAGACAUUAGUUCCAUACGCCAAAACCAUUUCACACACGCUAAAAUUGGGAGCAAAACGAAUUUUUCCCAAUGUUUUUCUCUCUCAGACAUACAAGACUUUAUUUUAAAAAUUUUUUUUUACGGAUUAAAAAUUUCGCAUUCAAUACAUAAGUGACGUUUUUCGGUUCACCUACACAUUUAAUGAUCUGCCUGUCAACAAAGCCGAGCACCUGGUGCUGUUUGUGCAAUGCUAGAUGUGUUCACGAAUACAAUACAAACUGCUCGGAUCAGUUUUACGCCUAGCACAGGAAAUAUGUACAAGUAGAAGAUUGUAGUGGUUCUGAUACUCGGAAAUACUUUGUGUGCUCUAUAAGGAGGUGCUUCAGCGAGACUGCUGUAACAAGACAGAAAUCGCUGAUUACUCAUUUGUACCUGGUAAAUAGUUCAGAUUAUUCGUUUCACUUUAAUAAUGUAUGUGCCUAUUCAAUUAAAUCAGCGGUUGACCCUAUUGGACAAAUUGCAUUACAAAAGCCUAUGCAUGAGUGAGGCUCCCUACUUUCCGUUUUGUAUGUUAGCAGCAGUUCUAAAUGCCAUGUGGUUGCAACUUUUUAUCACUUUUCAGCGCCUGCACAAGUAUUCGCCAUCUUGGUUUGUGGCUGAUGCAAAAACUGACAUCGCUGAACAGUAGUGUGGUUUCAAAAGUGAAGUGGUACUUAGAUUUUUUUUUUUUGUGUGCGUGCUCAAAAUGUUGCACAUUUCUGUAUGUAUCAAGGCUUAUUUGCAGUUAGUCAGGCUUCUCAAAUGUUAAUAGCUUUUAAUUUUCAUCUAUAUUUUUUUAUUUGAUUUCUUUUUUGCCUACAAUACUUAGCCAAAGAGUGCCUUUGGAUACAAAGAUAUCAGACUUUGAGCACAUUAAAAAAGCUAAACUGUUCUAUACAAAUUUUUUUAAGAGUCAUAACCAUACAUUUCAUAUUCACAUUUCUUAUCUUUAUGGAAAACAUGUAAUUCCACAACGAAUCCAUUGAACGGUUGGUUAUUCAUUUAUCAGUGCGUCCAAUGAAAAAAGUUCUCCGAAAACUGCGUAGGCAAGUGUAUGUUGGUGUCUAAUUAGUCAUUGCAGAAGGAUAAACGUGAGAAUGGAUUGCCAUCUGUUUAGUGUACUGUUCUUUUCAUUCCCUCCCUCUUUUUCCUUUCUCUCGCUGUAACGCUGUUGAAAUUGAGCAGACAGGGCCACACAGUGCGUCUCGUCUGCCUGCUUUGGUGUAUGGUACUGCAUUUAUACACUGGGAACUUGAUUUUUGAUUUUUUUUUUUUUUUUUUCGGUCAAAAUGGUCAUUUUUAUAACAGACAUUUGUAUAAAUGAACUAACAGUGUAAUGAUUUUAAAUUAUGCUAAAUAAAACUAUAAUUUACAUUUA
This is a messenger RNA of Silurus meridionalis, 3352 nucleotides long. It is a transcript of the gene rhogd, whose product is annotated as ras homolog gene family, member Gd. The transcript is spliced from 2 exons. The record is from RefSeq and is a predicted model, not a curated record. Gene Ontology annotation, molecular function: GTPase activity; protein kinase binding; GTP binding. Gene Ontology annotation, biological process: establishment or maintenance of cell polarity; actin filament organization; cortical cytoskeleton organization. Lineage: Eukaryota; Metazoa; Chordata; Actinopteri; Siluriformes; Siluridae. The coding region runs from base 179 to 754 and encodes 191 amino acids. Gene Ontology annotation, cellular component: plasma membrane; cell cortex; cytoplasmic vesicle.